AUGAGGCAACUCAGACUCUCUUCACAACAGUAUGGUGGAAGUGAUUUGUUAAACAGCACCGCCACCAGCACCAAAACGAUGGUGGCGAGUGAAUCACCCUCUUUGAGCAGCACCGUGCUGGCGUGGGUAUACACACACUUUGAGGGUGCGGAAGUGUGUGCGCGUCGUUUGACGACUACGAGACGUGCACCCACGCAGAGGCGCGAGCCACGCAGCGUGCGCAAUCUGAAACGCAACGCCCCACCCUGCCAGCGCCUCCUGCAUCUCGCAGUGGAGUGGCCUUCACCGGAUGUGGGGAAACUUGCGGAAUUGGAGCAUUUCGAGGCGAAGAAAUGCAAUAAGCUUGAGCUGCGGAUCAUAUGA
Messenger RNA from Echinococcus granulosus, 363 nucleotides. RefSeq lists its product as hypothetical. The record is from RefSeq and is a predicted model, not a curated record. The coding region runs from base 1 to 363 and encodes 120 amino acids. The transcript is spliced from 2 exons. Lineage: Eukaryota; Metazoa; Platyhelminthes; Cestoda; Cyclophyllidea; Taeniidae.